AUGGCUAAAAUGAACAAUAGUGGCUCGGAAAGGAAGAUCAAGGCUAAAUUAAAUAAUAGUGGCUCGGCAAGGAAGCUCAAGACUAAAGUUCAUUACAAUCAAGCCGUGGUGGAUGGGGUUGUGUUGAACUUAGGCGAUGAUGUUUAUGUUCAGGUUAUUAAGGCUGUUGCAAAUUACAAAACAGAAAAACUUGUGCAAGAUAAGAGAGUGUUUCUUACAAAUGUGGAAGAUGAUAACUCGCUAAACUGUAUUUUGUCUAAAGUAAAUGUUUCCGUUGAAGGUAAAAAUAUGGCUUUAGAAAACGAGAAGAGAGUUAUACUACCUUCAUGUGAUUUCUUUUAUGACAUGACAUACGAGUUGGACCACUUUACCUUCUCAAAUGCUGAUGAUGAUAUUCACUAUGUCGAGAGUGAUGAAUCAACGAUCUCGAAUGAAGAUGAUUCAAAAUGUGGUGCUUCCUACAAGAAAGAAUUAGAUCUACUGGAUUUAUACUCCGGAUGCGGCACCAUGUCGACAGGGUUGACUAUGGGUUCCUCAUUGUCAGGUGUUAAAUUGAAAACUGUGAUAAAUGAAGCUGCAGAGGAUUUUUUGAGUUUGUUAAAGGAGUGGAGGAGGCUAUGCCAAAAGUUUGGACUCGUUUUCACAAAUGAGCCAAUAGAAUCUGAUAGCGAUACAGAAUAUGAAGAUGUAGAAGAGAGUAAUGGAUAUGAAAUUCCACCUGAUGAUUCGAGGUUGGAGAGUUACUCUCCAAUUGUUAUGGGAAUCCCAAGAAUGUUAAGGAAGCUGCAUCUGCGCUUCAUUUUAAGGUGCGCUGGAAGGGUUAUGAUUCAGAUGAAGAUACGUGGGAGCCUUAUGAUGGGUUACGACAAACUGAAGGAGUUUGUAACAAAAGGUUUCAAGAAGACGUGCAUAUUGUGUGUGGAGGUCCUCCAUGUCAAGGUAUCAGCAAUUUUUAACCGGUUUAGAAAUCCAGAAAAUCCGUUUGAAGAGAAGAAAAAUUGGCAAUUGGUGGUUUACAUGGAUAUCAUAGACUACUUGAAGCCCAAGUAUGUCUUUUUGGAGAAUGUUGUAGACCUUCUAAAGUUUUCAAAAGGAUUUCUUGCUCGUUAUGCGAUAGCACGUCUUGUAAACAUCAACUAUCAGACAAGACUAGGGAUAAUGUCAGCAGGUACUUAUGGAGUUCCUCAAUGUAGGAACCGGGUUUUCUUAUGGGGUGCUCAACCCACAUCGAAAUUGCCUCCAUUUCCUUUGGCAACUCACGAAGUUCAAACUAAAAAUGUCAUCCCUAAAGAGUUUGAGGCGACCAACUAUGAGAAAGAAGACAAAAGAGAGUACAAAACAAAUUCUAGGACAGACUUUCAGAAGUUUAUUAGACUUAAAAGAGCUGAUACACUAAUCUCAGUGGAUGGUGAAGACAACUUACAGCCACAAAUGCUUUUCGAUCAUCAACCUUUACGGUUGAUUGCUGAUGAUUAUGAAAGGGUUUACAAGAUUCCAAAGAAGAAGGUACAAAACAUAUAUAUCGAUUGGCGCAAUUUCAGAGACUUGGGAGGUGUAAUAAUAACCAAGGAUAAUGUUGUCCGACUUGACCUUUCGGUUAAGAGAGCAACAGUGAAGUCUGGAAACCCUUUGAUUCCUGACUACGCAUUGUCUUGUGAAGAUGGCAAAUCUCUAAAGCCGUUUGGUAGGCUUUGGUGGGACGAAAUCGUUAACACGGUUGUGACACGUGCCCAACCCCAUAAUCAGGUUGGAAAUGCUGUUGCUGUUCCAGUCUGGUUUGCGUUAGGCUACGCACUUGGGAUGGGUAGUCAAGGAUUGUGUGAUGAUAAAUCUGUCAUAGAGCUUCCUAUCAAGUAUCCUCAAUGUCUCGAGAAAAAGGAUGAUGCUGAUUAG
Messenger RNA from Arabis nemorensis, 1893 nucleotides. Lineage: Eukaryota; Viridiplantae; Streptophyta; Magnoliopsida; Brassicales; Brassicaceae. The record is from the annotation of a GenBank genome assembly.